GGACAUUGGAAGGCGGAAAGUUAAGGUCAAGGAGAGCAGGUUGGGCGUUUUACGAAACUCAGCACUGAGAGCUGAUUUUCCAGUAGUACUUGCUUCCGCAGUACAUCUAACAAAUAAUACUAAAAAUGUGGCAGGAAGCACGCAAGCAAGAAAAGCACAUUAAGACCCUGAUGGUUGAUUAUAAGAGAAGGGCAGAGAGAAGAAGAGACUAUUAUGAGCGUAUUAAACAGGAUCCCAUUAAGUUCUUGCGUGUUUUUGGCAGGAGUUCGAAGCUUCAUUUGGACUCAGAAGUGACAAAAGCUGCUGAAAACCCAAACAACAUGAUGCCGUGGAUCGGUGAUCCAUCUAUCAUGAUCGAUCGCUUUGAUGUUCGAGCUGGUCUAGAAAAUUAUGAUACACAAGCACCUGAAGACAUCAAACUGUCAUCAACAGAAAGAAUUGAAGCAAGAUUAUGCAACUAUGAACGUUAUCGUUGUCUCAUCCAUAAUGAAUUUGCAUCAGUUACGGAGGCGAUGGCACUGAAACAAAUUGAAAUGGAUGAAAAGUAUGGUGACUUAGAAAAACGUCGAAAAGAAGACGAAGAAGCUGCAACAAAAAAGACUCAAGAAUCAAAAUCCGCUAUAGGAUUUGUAUAUGAGGACAGUACUUGUCCCCCACAGAUUUCUAUGUCGCAUACUACACCUGCACUUGAAGAUGACAGUGGUUCAGAAGAUGAAGCUGACAGUGAUAUGGAUAUUGAUGUUGAAUUGGAUGCGAGUACACUGACAAGUGAAGCACGUCGUCAACUAGCCAAAUCUGCUGCUUUAUUCGGUUUGCAUCCAACUGAUUUUGUACGUCUGUUAAAUGCCGAUCAACAACUAGAAACUGAGCUACGCUUAGCCAAAGCUUUAGAAGAUGAAAAAUUACAAUUAUCUGGUCGUAAAUCUCGACGUUCUAGACGUAUACUGAGAGAACGUCGAGCUCAAGAGAAGUUUCCUCGGUUACUGACUACAAAGAUUGGUCUUUUGAACGGUCAACCAAUAUCAAGACGGACUGUCUACCUAUCUGCCAGCUCAUCAGAUUCUGCUGAAUAUCCAUCCGAUGUAGAAGAACAAGAUUUUUCAGGUAUUGUCUACGGUAGUCCCACUUCAAAGGCAGCAACCAUCCGUGAUCAGAGAGCACGUGCUAAACCAGUACUUUCAAAUGCUCGUGGACCUGCUGUCCAUAUUGGCGGGAUGACAUCGAUAAGUUUAUGUCGCAGAAAUUAUAAACAAUCAAGUCAUGAUAAUCAGUCGAAAUAUCGAGCAUCAUCCGGGAGGACUUCAAGCAGCAGCAGUAGUGGUGGUGGCGGUGGUGGUGGAAGCCGUCGAAGUCGACGAUUUUCUUCCAGUUCAUCAAAUAGGUCAUUUUCGAAUCGGGGUUCACGUAGUAGAAAUCGUCGUCCUAAACAGCACUCUCGUGUGGAAUACAUAACUACAUUUGGUGAUAAUGAUGACAAUUUAGAUGAUCAAACGGGCAAUGGUGGAAAUAAUCAGUCCAAAACAAAUGCACAGACAACAUUUGAUCGUGGAUGUGGAUUAUUCGGUGCAAAUGAUAGUAAACCUCCGGGAUCUGCUGCAUCUGCUGUUGCAGCUUCUGUUGUUUCAAAACUCCUCAGUUCAAAGCAAACCUCUGAAAUGCAGAUAAAAAGUAGUUCUGAUAACACGUCUCGUCAAAGUACAAUCAGAAAAAACUCUCGGACUCGUUCACCUCCGAGAUGCAGUGAUCGACGGAGAAGACAACUUUCAAAAAGUCGCUACCGUUCAACUUCAAGAUCUCGGUCUAGUAGCCGCCGAUCCCAUAGUUCCCGUGGCAGCAGAAACCGCAGAAGAGAUCACAGUCGAAGUCGACGUAGUAACAGUAGCAGAGAUUAUAGGGGUUGUUAUCGGGGAUACAGACGUGGUUCAGGCCGAUACAGAUCAAGACGCAGGUCCUCUUCAUCAAGAAAAUCAUAUUCUAGUUCCAGUACUUCAGUAGAUAAUGAAAAAGCCAAUUAUAGUCGGAAUCGUACUCAAAAUUCAUUAGGUGAAACAGAACAAACAGCUUUAACAAAACAACCUUCACCUCCAAUCCGUAAACGAUACUAUCGACCUGAGUUGGAGUCAGCUGAUGAAUUAGAAUUUUCAGAUGAAGAUAAAGAUGAUGAUGCUGAGAAUAAUAAUAACAGUAACAAUCAGAAGGAAUCAUCCAAAUCUUCAGAAAAUAUUUCAGGAAGGCGUCAAUCAACCUCAUGGAAAUUGGAUUCCAGUUCUUAUGGUUGUGGUGAUUACGCGGGUAAGAUGAUGACGUCUCAACAGUCAGCAAUCACGACUGGUGUUAGUGGUCCUAGUCCCAGUCCCGGUCAUGUUUUAAAAUGUUCUACCACUACUGGAUCAACACCUCGUCUUAUGCCACAAGAAUUAUUAAAACGUCGUGUACAAUCACAACUUACUAAAGCCUUUAACGCUGAUAAAAAGGCUGAAAUGGAGAAACAACUUCAAUUGGAAGCAGAACGUCAGGCUCGUGAAGAAAGUCUUCGUCAACAGGCUCGUUUACUAAGACGUCAAGAGGAGAAACGAUUACGUGCUGAACGACGUGCUAUGGCUUUAGAAUUAGGCUCAGUUCUUGGUGAUGAUGAUGAUGCUGAUAUUACAGACUCAUCGUCUGUUUCUUCGUCCAACGCUUCAAGCAGUCGGCAUCGAAGUAGUCGAGUACAAAGCAGUAGGCGGUGUGAAUUCUCACCAAUUCGUCGUAGAACAACAUCAGUUUAUUCUACCUAUGAUGCAUCUACUGGUCGAAGAUAUUCCCCUCCAAGUUUUACACGUAGUCGAUCACGAACAGAUACAGAGAAAAAAGGACUUUUAGGCAGUCCAUCCUCUGGUAGUAGAGAUGAUAGACUACCAUCACCACCACCGCCGCCGGUGUCUUCUUCAAAUCCACGUUCAUCUUUCAAUGACUCAUCAAACUGGAAACGUGAUGUUCAAGGAUCUGCUUCAAGAGAUCGAACCGGUAACUCUUUACUCGGCAGCCCUGUUCAAUGUUCUUAUUAUAGUGCAAGGGAAAUGUCACUACAAAGUCCUAGUAGUUCCCGGCCGGAUAGACGCUAUAAUUCCUACAGAUCUUCUCUAUCAUCACGCGAUUCAGGACAAUAUUCUACGACUACUACUACUGAUAAUUCGUACAGACCGAAUCAUCAAUCCUCUUACAGACGUUCAGGUGUCGGUGAAUCACAAUCGAAUCGGUCAGUGUCAAGUCGAGUAGACACUUCCCACUCCACUCCAAUUAAAGACGAUUACCAACAUCGUGAUAACAGAGAGAACAAUAAGCGUAAUAAUACUAGUUUUAGUAGUAAUAGUAAAUAAAUAAACAAAUAACAGUUAUUGUUGCUAUUAUUUACUCUUAGAGAAUUGUAUAUCUACGCUUGACUACUGCUAAUCGAAUUGAUAAUUUAAUGUUUCAUUGUGAUGACUGUUCCCCCCCCCUUCUCCCCGUCCCGUCCCGUUCCUCCCUCUACUCUCUUAUUUCUUCAUUUGUCAGCACCAAAUGCAGAUCAUAGAUAGAUAGAGCUAGCUCUUCUGGCUAACUAUUCUUUCAUGUUUAAAUAUAUAUGUAUUAUACUAUUGCUAUAACUAUUAUUAUCAGUAGUGCUGGCGGUGGUGAUGGUACCAUCGUGUUCCUGCUAAUGUCCUCUUCACUACCAUAUUAAUAAUAAUAAUAGUACCAUUAUUAUUAGUGUACAAUCCGUCUACUGCCCUAUUGUUAUUAAUAUUAUUAUUCAUUUGUUCCCUUAUCAUUGUAUAAAGUUCAUUUCCUUCUAAUACUUGCUGUCUUUUUCAACACUCAAUGAUUAAAAAUAAAUAUAAACACAUAAAUUCGUA
This is a messenger RNA of Trichobilharzia regenti, 3875 nucleotides long. NCBI's taxonomy places the organism in Eukaryota, Metazoa, Platyhelminthes, Trematoda, Strigeidida, Schistosomatidae. The record is from the annotation of a GenBank genome assembly.